AUGCCGCAAACCGACGCGUACACAGAUGUGGUGGAGUUGUGCGCCUUGCUGCAAUGCUUGGGGUUCAGUGUGAAAUCCCUGGACACUAGUGAUGGGAAUGUGAGUCACGAUGCCGGGCUGCGCACCGUUGUUAUUAAUUGUCAGUCGUCAGGUCUGCAUGUGGUGCUGGAAAACCCUAGCCUCUCCUGUUCAUGUCCAACGUCCGGCCACCAGCAGAACAGUGGUAUUUGGCAGGUGUCAGGAGUGACGGGAGGAAAACAACUUGAUAAGGAAUUUGGGUGUACACUAUUGGGUUCUUUGCCAAAGAGCCACCGUGAUCGCCUUACGAAAGAACUACAUGAUAUAAUCAGAUGUAUCAAACAACACAACGAAUCAGAUGUUGAUACACCCAAAGAUGCGCUUGCUAAUAAGUCUGCCAGCAUGAUCGAGUUGAAAACGCCAGACAAAAUUACGACCAAUAUAAAAGCUGAAACACCUACACGAUACCGGUCUUUAGAUACCCUCAUCGCCCCAAUCAAGAAGUCUGAACAACCAUUCCCUACUCCUGGUAUUUUACAACGAGCCAAUCUGAUCGAUGCAUCUGCCGACAAUGGAACUGACAAUAAGAAACAAAUGAUGUGUAGCAGACAAAGCACUUAUACACUGUCAUCAACGCCUGGCAGCGUAAGAAGACGUAACAAGACUUCAAGUCCCAUAAAAAGUUCUUCUCAAAGGUUUAUACUGGACAGUCUUAUCGCUGCUGAAAAAGUAGCAGAGGAUCUCCAUUCUAAGCUCACAUUAAUUAUUAGGGAAAUCAUGGAGGAGGACAAUCACAAUUCGUCUAUUUCAUCAUUAGCUCUCGACGUUUCUAAGAUUUCUGUGCUUAAGGUUGUAGAACCUAUAAAAUCACAAUUCGCGUCGAGUCCCAAUCUAUCGGCCAUUGGACAUGUUAAAGAAGACUUGGUAAAAAGUUCUCUUAAACGGUUUGAAAGUGCUUCGACGUCGAAUCUCGCGCCUUGUAAGUCCUCAACAAAGGAAAGCAGCAUCUCAAAACUACGUCGUAUGUCACCUAAUUUCUUCAAAAGCAAGGAGACGUCGGGUGUUAAAACUGAAAAAGGGAAGUCUCAAGAUACCAGAAGUAAAUUCCAGAGUCUGUUAAAACCAAAAAUAGUAACCCCAGUACGCACUGCAAGGAUGACUGCAGAAUCAAGCCCGAACCUAAGCUCAUCAUCUAAGAAGAAAUUUAGCCAUGUAAAAUCAACUAUACCAAGACCUAUGAAGAAAGAAUAA
This is a messenger RNA of Arctia plantaginis, 1269 nucleotides long. The record is from the annotation of a GenBank genome assembly. Lineage: Eukaryota; Metazoa; Arthropoda; Insecta; Lepidoptera; Erebidae.